Caenorhabditis bovis is the source of this 951-nucleotide messenger RNA. Lineage: Eukaryota; Metazoa; Nematoda; Chromadorea; Rhabditida; Rhabditidae. The record is from the annotation of a GenBank genome assembly.
AUGGAGAAGCCACCGACGAGUGGCCAUGUGUCUUCCGCAACGCUGUUCAUUAGCGUUUUCUGCAUGCUCGCUGUUGCUAUUGUGAUCUCAGUUUUGAACAUGCAGUUGAACGAAGCUCAAGAGCGAUUGGAGAGCCGAAUGGGCGCAUUUAAAUAUGCUGCACGCAAUAUUUGGCAAGACAUAAUGAUUGUAAAGAGUAAUGGAAGAAUUAAACGUCAGUACGGUGGAUAUGGGGACUCUCAGGCGGAUAGCCAGCAAUGCACAUCAUGUGUGCAAUUAAGAUGCCCUCCAGGACCACCGGGACCACCAGGUGUUGCAGGAGAGCCAGGAAUUGAUGGAGCUCCAGGAAGAACCGGAAAACCUGGAUUGGAUGGCCUUGAUGUUCCUCUUGAUCCAGAACCAGCAUUCCCAUGUGUUAUUUGUCCGGCUGGACCGCCAGGAACUAGAGGACCGCAGGGUGAAGUCGGACGGCCAGGAACUCCCGGAGAGCCUGGACAUCCGGGACUCCCAGGAAGACCAGGAAAGCCAGGACGUGUUGGAGAUGCUGGACCACAGGGACCACCAGGAGAGCCAGGAGAGCCGGGAAUCAAGGGACCACCAGGAGAUGAUUCUAUUGGAGGAACUGGAAUUAAGGGACCGCCUGGACCACCAGGACCUCGUGGACCAAAAGGACCACCAGGAGCGAACGGUCUUCCAUCGCAGAACAGUGGACCACCAGGACCUAUUGGAGAAAUGGGACCACCAGGUCCUCCAGGACCACGUGGAGAGCCAGGACCUCCAGGACCAUUUGGGCCCCCAGGAGAUUCCGGUGAACCAGGAGGUCAUUGCCCAUCAUCGUGCGGAGUUCAAGAAAUCGUUGCCCCAUCCGUCACUGAGCUUGAUACGAGUGACGAUCAGGAGAGACCUGCACCAAGAGGAGGAUAUGGUGGAGGCGGAUACGGCAAAAAAUAA